CAAACAGAAGGAGAAAGAGGAAGAAGAUGAAGACGAGGGUUUAGUGUAAACAUGGGCAGUGGCGAAAAGCUAAUGAUGACAUGACUACAGCUUGAACUACAGAGAAUUGUACCUGUCAGUCCCAUGUAAUGAUGCCCUUUCAUUAAAGAUGGGAGGCAGUGGAUCCAAAGCUAAAGGAGUCUGGCCUUUCACUGGCUCAGGGGCCAGUGGAGACUCUCCUGGGGUCAAUGAUCAGUCUUUAGCCCGAAUGUGUGGCUACAAAAAUGCAACCCCAUUUGUCUUUACAAGGAGGAGCUCUCUGUAUUAUGAUGAGGAUGGAGAUCUGGCUCAUGAGUUCUAUGAAGAGACGGUGGUGACUAAAAACGGCCGAAAGAAGGCAAAGCUGAAGAGGAUCCACAAGAACCUCAUACCUCAGGGGAUUGUGAAACUGGAUCAUCCACGAAUCCAUGUUGACUUCCCAGUCAUUAUUUGUGAAAUAUAAAAACAGGAGAUGUGAAACAAGGAGCUGUUUCACCAAUGAAAUCUUUCACCUUUCUACUGCAGUCCUGUCUUUGCUGAUGGACGUUAGUGGCUCCCAAUGUCAUCAUAGUUGUUUUAUAGUUGGAGUGUCAGCCAGACUGCCCUCGUGUGGCUGGAGGAAUUUUCUUUUUGUCUACAUAGGAAACCUCUCAAUGGUGUCAAGUAAAAUUUGAACAUCAAGCUGAACUGAAGGGCAGUUUGUUUCCUUUGCAUACUGCUAGUCAUAAAUUUAUUCCUGUAAAUUUAGGAGUGAAUACAGAGUACUGAUGGGCAGGGAUUGCAGGGUUUAUAUUUUUGCUGACUGAGGAUGGCAUGUCUUCAUUUUGUUGUAUUGUAUAUAACUAUUGUGUUAUCUGUCUGCUUCUGUUUGUUGUCUUUAUGCCCAGAUCUUCACUCAUUUGAUGUACAUUAAUUUAUGAAAGAUAAGAUACUUUAAUAAAAAUAAACUGGUA
Molecule: messenger RNA, 971 nt
Organism: Neoarius graeffei (lesser salmon catfish)
Lineage: Eukaryota; Metazoa; Chordata; Actinopteri; Siluriformes; Ariidae
Gene: tusc2a
Product: tumor suppressor 2, mitochondrial calcium regulator a
Exons: 4
Coding region: 149-481 (110 amino acids)
Biological process (GO): regulation of mitochondrial membrane potential; inflammatory response
Cellular component (GO): mitochondrion
Source: RefSeq, a predicted model, not a curated record